UCGAACCUCCGACCAAUCCCAACACCAACGUCGCAAUUCCCAAACCCGUCAAAAUGGAGCUCUCCGACACUUUCCGCAUCGUCAACUUGGCCACAGCGACCAUCAUGGUCCUGGGCGGCAUUGCCCAAUUCUUCAACUUCAACUUCCAGGGCAUCAUUGUCGGUGCCUACGUAAUCCUCUUCGGUCUCUGCACCGCUCUCCUCGAGUUCCAGAUCCCUCCCCAAGUCUCUCGUUACGCCUCCUUCCUCUUCUCCUUUAUCGGCCGUGGUGUUUUCUACAUCUUUAUCGGCUCCAUCCUCCUCUCCGACGGCGUCUUCAAGAUCAUUGCCGGUUCCAUCGUCGGCCUCAUCGGCGUCGCCUACGUCGUUCUCGAGUUCGUUCCCCAGAUCGAGCCGCCAGCCAACAUGCGCGAGGCCGACGGCGGCUGGGGCGCAGAGCAGGUGUAAGCUAGCCGCCCCUUUUUCAACCACACAUGACCAAACUUCGUUCUCGGAUGCCUUCUUUUUGCCUUCCCCAAUCUUGAUACCAUUGGUGGGGGGAAGGGGCAUGAAAGCUUUCCCCGUUACAAAAGUCAACCCUUUAUACGAACAUAGUUGAAUCGGAUUUGCUGAGGAUUUCUUUUCGACAAUCAAGAUACUGAAGAGAGGGAAAUCAAAGAAUCGCGCACAGCUCGAUUCAGACGACGAUCUUUAGUUUCGCCAAGGAAACUGGGAAAGAGAACGCAAGAAGAGAAGCGACGGAUCAGGUACAACCCUGUACAACCCGACAGAACCCCCCCCCCAUUUGGAUGUGCCGGGGUCCGCUGUGUAUAUUGUGUGUAUUCACGACUUUGCAGAAACCUGUGUGUGAGUUGGAAGGAAAGAGCAUUCAUUGGCUUAUUUUCUUCUUUGUUUUUAUGCGCGCGACGCUUCUUCGAUGGCAAGUUGUGCCGGGUAGGGUGGCAUAGUGUACGACUUUUCUUUAGAGGGUGUAAGGAGAAAGGGUGGUCGGGAAAAAUAGGGUCUUGCUUGGGAUCCGCAACGGCUAGUCUGAACAGACCUGAUUUUGUCCUCAACACUGAUGAUCCAAGUUCCCAGCAAGGCCCCUUGACUGCUUCCGCGAGCAUGCCGUAGCUUACAGCUCGUUCAACACGGACUCGAUGCCCCCCCCCCAAAGUUACGCGACUAUCACGAGCGACCCUUGACUUCUUCGGUGCGUCUUCAUCGCGUUGAGAGAGAAUUUCGCAAGUUUCUUCACAGCAGAGUGAUUCAAGCAGACGACCUCGC
Molecule: messenger RNA, 1265 nt
Organism: Colletotrichum destructivum
Lineage: Eukaryota; Fungi; Ascomycota; Sordariomycetes; Glomerellales; Glomerellaceae
Product: Putative golgi apparatus membrane protein TVP15
Exons: 6
Coding region: 54-446 (130 amino acids)
Biological process (GO): vesicle-mediated transport
Cellular component (GO): Golgi membrane
Source: RefSeq, a predicted model, not a curated record